Molecule: messenger RNA, 1545 nt
Organism: Spodoptera exigua (beet armyworm)
Lineage: Eukaryota; Metazoa; Arthropoda; Insecta; Lepidoptera; Noctuidae
Source: the annotation of a GenBank genome assembly
AUGCAGACGACAAGGUUGAGGCCGCUCUUCCAGUUGGCGUCUCUUAAUAAAGAAGUUAUAAGGACCGUUGCUGUCGCCAGCGCAGCAACCAAAACAGAAAACUUGAAAUCAUGGAACGAGAUCCCAGGACCACCGUCAUUGCCGAUUAUUGGGCAGAUACAUCAUUUUUUUCCCGGAGGAACAUUGGGUAACAUACAAGAUCCAGAAACUAUAAUGAGACUCUUCGAUAAGUAUGGACCAAUGAUAAGGCUGGACAGCAUACUUGGGAAACCACCUCUGCUCUUCCUAAGCGAUCCUGACAGUGCGGAACUUAUUUUACGAAGUGAAAACUGGUUGCCGUACCGGCCCGGGUUUCAGUCACUUGAGUAUUAUAGAAACGACUACAAAAGAGAGAAAGGACAAAAAGUCCAAGCAACAGGACUUAUAUCUGAUCACGGCGAAGUUUGGAAAGAGUUCAGGUCAACAGUCAAUCCAGUAAUGUUGCAGCCAAAGACGAUCAAACUGUACUCAAAUGUGCUUGAUGAAGUGGCCCAGGAUAUGAUAGUCAGAAUGAAAGCCAACCGUAAUGAAAAGAACAUGCUUAAAAAUGAUUUUGAUAAAGAAAUGAAUUUAUGGGCUCUAGAGUCUAUUGGUACGGUAGCUCUCGGCUGCCGACUGAACUGCUUCGAUCCGAACCUACCCGCUGAUUCUCCAGAGUGGCAACUGAUCCAAUGCGUCCACGAUCUAUUUGCUACAGCCAACGAACUCGACUUCAAACCAAGUCUCUGGAGAUAUUACUCAACGCCAACUUUCAAAAAAGCCAUGAAACUGUACGAACAUCAUGAAAAUUUAACAAAAUAUUUUAUAAAGAAAGGUAAAGAACAAUUGAAGACGAAGCCCGAUAACGAAAAAGGGGUUUUAGAGAAACUGUUAGAAAUCAAUGAGAACGUGGCUCAUAUUAUGGCCAGUGACAUGUUAUUCGCUGGUGUUGAUACGGCUGCAAACACUGUAACAGCAACAUUGUACCUUCUGGCUAAGAAUCCGGAAAAACAAGAAAAACUAAGAGAAGAAAUAAUGUCCGAUGCAGAGAAGAAACCUUACCUCAGGGCUUGCAUCAAGGAGUCGCUCAGAUUAAUGCCCGUGGUAUCAGGGAACGCUAGGAGGACCACAAAGGAAUACAACAUAAUGGGAUACAAAGUUCCUAUAGGUGUAGACGUGAUCUUAGCACAUCGAGAAAUGUCCAUUAUGGAGAAGUACUAUCCGAAAGCCAACGAGUACAUUCCAGAGAGGUGGCUGACCAAUAAAGAUGAUCCGCUGCACUACGGCAAUGCCCAUCCAUUUGCCUAUGGACCCUUCGGUUUUGGAGCGCGGAGCUGCAUUGGUCGUCGCAUAGCUGAAUUGGAAAUGGACACAUUUGUGACGAGAUUAAUAGAAAACUUCCAUGUCGAAUGGUUCGGACCACCGCCAACAGUUGUGCAAGAAGCCCUUAACUAUAUUAAAGGUCCCUACAACUUCGUAUUUAAAGACAUUAAAUAAAUGUAAAGUAAAUUAUUGUCGAAUUUUAAU